Messenger RNA from Bipolaris victoriae FI3, 1140 nucleotides. Its product is annotated as glycosyltransferase family 25 protein. Lineage: Eukaryota; Fungi; Ascomycota; Dothideomycetes; Pleosporales; Pleosporaceae. The record is from RefSeq and is a predicted model, not a curated record. The transcript has 4 exons. Bases 1 to 1140 code for a protein of 379 amino acids.
AUGGGAUUUGGUAGUUCAAGAGCUCCCCCGCCAGGCAUCAAUACUGCUCAAUUGAGGGUAGCCAGGGUAGAGCCCGCUGAUGAUCCCAUCUGGGAUACGCAAAACAGUACUUUGGGUUUCCAAAAGAUCUAUGCAAUUUCCAUGGCACAUCGUCCCGAUAAGCGGGAUUAUCUUGCCCUCAUGGGUUUAGUAUCGCAUCUCGAUAUAGAAUUUGUAGAUGGUGUAAAUGCAUCGUUGAUGCACCCGAAAGCAUUUCCAGCUUUCUGGAGAGGUGAAGAAGGCCUCGGAGCGUACGGUUGUUGGCGCGCGCACCUAAACGUCUAUCAAAAGAUGGUGCAAAAUCAAAUUCAAUCAGCUCUCAUCAUCGAAGAUGAUGCAGACUGGGACGUAUUGCUGAAAUCACAGAUGCUUUCCUUCGCCCGUGGGGUUCGGGCCAUUCAAGAUAGCACCUUGCCUCUACACUCCCCUUACGGAGACUCAUGGAAUUUACUCACCCUCGGCCAUCUCGGAGUGAACAACAAACCGCAUAAGUCUGGGAAAUACUACAUUACUCAUAAUGAUCCGACGGUAAUACCGGAAUCACGGCGUAUACUUGGUCGAAAACCGGAUCUGAGCGCGGAAAAGUUAAAGGGAGAGCACACACGAAUCGUCAUGGAGGUCAAUAAGCUGACUGGUACUGGUGCCUACGCAUUAUCCAUCCGUGGAGCGGCUAGACUGUUGUAUGACCAGGCACUGCUACCGAAUGCCCAGGCCAUUGAUGUCGCGAUACAAAGACUAUGCCGUUACGAUGGCAACUGGCCCGAACCUUUUUGCCUGGGAGCAUACCCCAUGAUAUUCGGACUGUAUCGUGGCAUUGGAACUUUGGAUAGGGACUCUGAUCGUAAAGUCGAAGAUGACGAGGAGAAGUCUGGCUAUAGUGGACAAAGAGGCAAGCUUAUGCGAAAGAAAGGUGAGAGUAGGUUUACAGUGUUUCCAGUGAGUUUGAAUAUGAAGGGGUUAUUGCAGCAGGAGACCAAGUUUCAGGCGGUCGACCCUGCUCAGGAUAUGAUGGCAGAGAUGGAUGUGAGCACAUUUGAAUUUCCGGUUGGAGAGGUGGUAACUGUGGAGCCAGAAGAGUUUGGAACACAACCGGUGACUUGA